AUGGGGGAAUAUUACGGUUCACGCGCGCAAGAGAGCGUGGCGUUUCCUCUCUCCGGGCCGCCGGUAUGCGUCUCCCUGUUCGGGUACUCGGCGCAACGAGGGUGUCUGCGCUCCGUCCACGACGAGGAAAGCGGCGACAGUUUCAUCGAGCUUAGAGACAUCGAGCACGGAGCCAGAACCCCGGCCGAGAGGUUCUACCUGGAGCCGUCCAAGCAGCACGAGGGCCUCCUGCACGUCAGGUGCUGCGACGGCAACAAGUACUGGGUCGCCCGGCAACAGCGCACGCCCGACGGCGGCAGUGCAUGGUUCAUCUCCGCCACCGCGGACGAACCGGAGGAGGACCUGACCAAGCCGUCUUGCACCUUGUUCGACUUCCAAGUCGCUAGUGACAGUAAACGGCCCAGCGAGGGCGGCGGCGGCUACAUCAGGUGCUUUCAUUCUCAACAAAAUAAAUAUGUUGGCUGGGUUUCUGUCUCUGGGGACUUGUGUUUUAUUCCAGGCAACAAAGCCUACCUGCAACUAGGAGUAAGAGAUCUCUUGAGUGUUCAUCGCUUGUCGCAACAGAAGGAAUUGCCCAAAUAUGUCGCUUUUAAAGGCAACAAUGGCAAGUACCUCACAGAAAUGAACCGGAAUUCGUUUUCUGGCAAGACUGGCGGUGAUGAUUGGGUUCAGCAGUUUUCAUCAUCUGAUCUCACAGAUCCAGAUGUGAUCCAUGAGACAUUCACCGACGACUACGGUAUUGUCCGCAUAAGAAACAACACCUCAGGCAGGUUUUGGACAUGUGGCGUCCGUAGUCUCCUCAAUGGGACGAUUGGCACUAUAAAUGACUCCGGCUUUUACUUCGGCGCGUUCAUACCACAUGAUGCCAUUUACAGCGAUGUUAACACAUUGUUCAAGGUGGUCUCAAAGGAUGGGAACAUCAUUGCACUCCAAAACCUCGGCAAUGGAAAAUUCUGUGAGAGUGUGACCGAUCCGACUAUAAUCUAUUCUAAUAUCCUCGUUGCUUCUGGUACUGAUAUCAACUCCUCGGGAGUAAUGCUCCAGAUUGAAGAACCGGUUAUGUCUCGAGAGAUAUAUGAUGUUGAGUACAAUGUCGGUGGAAAGAAGACUAGCAGUAACCAAAAUGUCUCCAGGACAGAGGUGCUUUCUAACAAUAGAACACAUGAAACCCACCAAGGCAAACCUACCAUUGAACUAUAUGACAGAACAGAGAGUAAAUGGGAUGCGAAUUUAACUCUCGACGCAGGUAUCAAAGCCCACAUCUCAGCUAGCUUGCCAUUUAUAAUGGAAGGUGGAGCUGAAAGCCAUUUGGACUUUCAUGGAGAGUAUAAUUGGGGAGAAACCAAGAUACAAGAAACGAAGCGCAUGUAUGAAUACUCAUAUCCUGUGCCUCCGAUGACUAAAGUGUUAUGUAGCAUAUUCACAAGAGAAGAUGUUGUUGAUGUUCCCUUCUCAUACAAGCAGAAGGAUGUUAUGUACAGUGGCAACAUAGUUAUCCGUCAGUUACAUGAUGGUAUCUAUCAUGGUACCAAGUCCUCUGAUAUCGACAUUGACAUCACUGAAGAAAGUAUCGCAUAA
Messenger RNA from Triticum turgidum subsp. durum (durum wheat), 1578 nucleotides. The record is from the annotation of a GenBank genome assembly. Lineage: Eukaryota; Viridiplantae; Streptophyta; Magnoliopsida; Poales; Poaceae.